CUCUCCUCCUAAUCUCUCAAAAACAUAGGAAAAAAAUAAAAAAAAAUGAUUUGUAUCGGAAACUUAAAAUUUGGUAAGUUCUUUACCUCAAGAAACUCCGGUAAAAUAUCUCCGGCCACCUUCUCAAAAUCAUCGGAGAAAAGAUUGUGGAAUGAAUUUCAAGAAGAAGAUCACAUCCUGAAAGCCCACGUACGUUCUUGGUUACCUUCGCCGGAAAAUAUUUUCCGGUGGGAAGCUACCAUUAACGGCCCGGCGGGUUGCCCUUACGAGAAAGGAGUCUUCGCCGUCUCCGUUCACGUCCCAACACAAUAUCCUUUUGAACCACCCAAAAUCACAUUCAAGACCAAGAUAUUUCAUCCUAAUAUAAGCAAAAAAGGAGAAAUCUUUGUUGAUAUAUUGAGAUCACGAUGGUCAUCUGCGUUGACCAUCAAUGUGGUACUGCUUUCUAUAUGUUCGAUUUUGUCGAACCCGGUUGAACCAUUUUUGGUUAGCAAUCGUGCCGCGAGACUGUACCGGGAAGACCGGAAAGCUUACGUGAAAGUUGCGAGAGAAUGGACUGUGAAGUAUGCAAAGGGAUGAUUACUUAGUUGUUCCCAAGUUCUACAUUUUAUUAGUUGAUGGCUCUAUUAGUUGAUGACUUCUGUUUUUGUUAUUAUCGUCAGUUUAGUGUCGUCUAAGGUCGUGUGAUACCGAGAGAUUUGAUACGAUCAAUAUACUAUAGUUGUAUUUGUAUUCAAGGACGUAAAUUGCAGCUGCAUGCUAAAACUUUUUGCAAAACUGCUUGUGGGAUUCUGUUUUUUGACUUUUACAGUCAGCAA
This is a messenger RNA of Capsella rubella, 818 nucleotides long. Its product is annotated as ubiquitin-conjugating enzyme E2 D2. Gene Ontology annotation, biological process: protein polyubiquitination. The coding region runs from base 46 to 579 and encodes 177 amino acids. Gene Ontology annotation, molecular function: ubiquitin conjugating enzyme activity. NCBI's taxonomy places the organism in Eukaryota, Viridiplantae, Streptophyta, Magnoliopsida, Brassicales, Brassicaceae. Gene Ontology annotation, cellular component: nucleus. The transcript is spliced from 2 exons. The record is from RefSeq and is a predicted model, not a curated record.